AGAAGCACAGACGGAGCCGGAGCAGAAGCAAAGAGCGUGCUAAUGCACGAAGAGACACACUGAACAGAAGACGCUGCUGACAGAUAGCAAAAUUAUGUGCCCACUACCUGGACAGGUAACUAUCAGUCAUUCAAACUCAUUUACUUACAACAAGACCUAUCUCUCUUUGUCACACAAGACCAAUUGUUGCAUUUUUGUAGUCACCUGCUGAAAUUUGCUAUUGAAACUUGUAGUGAUUAGUACUCAUGUAAACGUACAAGGCUACAACGAUUUAUGUAUUAUGUGGCUGUAAAAUGCCGUAUGAUUAUAAAGUUAACAUGAAACCUUUGCAUCCCAUGUUGCGUUUGUUACUUGAGUAAAACUAAAUAUUCAAUGGAAACAAUAUGGUGUUGGGACUCAGAAUCAUAUUCAUCGCUAUAAUUGCCAUAAUCAAAUUAAUGUUAAUCUGCAUUCAAUAACCAAAUGAACAUUUGGUGAGAGUUACAGAACGUUUUGUCGACGAAGCUUUGACAUUUUGAUGGAAGCGAUUUUUCAUUUUUAUGACAAACUGAAUAAGUAAAUGGGCUUCAUUUUGAUUUCAUGUUUACUUAAAUGUUUUUAAAAGGUCAGUGCAUGCAAGAAAAACGUCAAAAAGACCAAGAUGUAGGUUUGACCCAAAGCUGUAAUAUGCCUGUAACAUGUUGCCCAUUUGGCAGACAGAGGACGUUUUAGAUUUUUCACAGGGUUCUGUCUUUUUGACCCUUGAACUGGGUUUAAAUGUGCUGGUUUGUGAAAUGUCACUGCACACGUUGCACGGUGGUGGAGGUUGGGAUAGGGCUCUUAUAUUACCUCAAACGUUGUGUUUUUCUUAUAAGAAAAGACUUAGCAGGUUUGUCCUCAAACCAAUGUACUAACUCUCUUUAUUGCACUAUUUUCCUGAAAGAGACCCAAUUCUUCUUAAAACAGGUGAGGAGGAAGGACUCUCUGAAAUGCCGGAGCGGAUCCGAGGAGCCGGAGCUGUCGGAUAAGGGCCGCGACAGGCUGUCUGAAGACACGGAAGAGCGUCAGCGUCGCAAAGAAAUGAAAUCCUCCAGGACGAGAAGCACGUCGAGGUCACGCUCCAGGGAAAGACGACAUCAUAAUCGUAACUGGGACAAAAAAAGAUCUCGCUCGCGCAGCGGCGACCGAAGGUCGAAGAGUCGUGAGAAAAAGAGACGUGCCAGAUCUCGAUCGAACUCCAAAGGCAAACACAGACAUCGCAGCAAGAGCAGGUGGGCGAAUAAACAUGCAUGUGUCUCCAUGCGGGUAAAUGAAAAAGGUGGUUUGACAUUCCCAGUUUCAUCUAGGGAGAAGAAAAAGAGAACAGAGAAAACUAAGAGGAGAAGUCGCAGUCGGUCAGCCGAACCUGUGGCUUUUAGAGGCAGAAACACGGCCAUGGAUGCUCAAGAGGCCUUGGCCAGACGGUUAGACCGAGCGAGGAAACUUCAAGAACAGAAGGAGAAAGAAUUAAUUGAUAAACAGCAGCAGGAUCGAGCAACAGCAUCCGCUCCGAUGUCAUCCGACACGGUCACCACAGCACCCGGUCCGGCCUUGAACGUCGCGGCGCUACUUGCUUCUGGCACGCAGGUUACCCCGCAGAUCGCCAUGGCUGCUCAGAUGGCGGCGCUUCAGGCUAAGACGCUAGCGGAGACCGGCAUCGCUGUGCCAAGCUACUACAAUCCCUCUGCGGUCAACCCCAUGAAGUUUGCCGAGCAGGAGAAGAAGAGGAAGCGGUUGUGGCAGGGGAAGAAAGAGGGGGACAAGUCACAGACGGCUGAGCUCUGGGAGAAGCUCAGUUUUGGAAACAAGGACCAAAACGUGAAAUUUCGCAAACUGAUGGGCAUCAAAGGUGAAGAGGAAAGCGGCCCCUCGGGAGCAGUGAAUGAAGAAGGAAUGAAGACGUUGCAGCAGCAGGAGGAGAUGUUUCGUAACCUGGACGUCCAGUACGAGAUGGCGCGGUCGCAGACGCACACGCAGAGGGGAAUGGGCCUCGGAUUCUCCUCCAAUUUCUCUUCCAGAGGCAUGGACGCCGUCUGAACCACCUGCGCCGCACUUCGCCCCAGUGAAAACUUACGUUCGUAGAGAAUGCUGUCACGUCAGCUCGCCUAGAUAUCGACUUCAUCAGAUGUGUCGUUUUAUUCAGUGACCGAUUCAUCUUGGAAGAAUUCACAUGUAAAUACAACUGAUCAUUUAAUCAAGAUUUGUUGCUUGGUCUCUGAUAACUUUGUGUGUGUGAUAUUGCAGUGCUCGCAUUGGGAGUUAAGGUGGGGAUUGUAAUUGUACAACUGACUUCUUUUGUAUUAAAACUGUGUUUACAGAUAGUCUCAUCCAUUGAUGUUUGUGAUAUCUGAAAUGCAUGCGAUGGACUAGUACGCAAUGAUAUUGUUGGCCUUACAUCGGGUGGCAGGGUAACAAGACAACAGAUUUGUGUAUUUAUUUAUGAUCGUGUGGGUAAAAACAUUGUCUAACUCGCAUAAUGCUCGGUGCGUUUUCCAUUCAGUUUCAUAUUGAACAAUACAGUACUUGAGGCUGUGCUUUAUCUGAGUAUGGGACAGCAAGGGGACUAACUGUGUAAAAUAAACCUCAAGCCGAAGUUAAAGAUUGAUUUGAAAUUAUUAUAGAAGUUAAGGAACUCCUAUACUGAUGGUGUAGGUGGUGGAGGGAGGAAGGUUCUCAUCGAGAGAGAGAAAGAUUAACUAAUACAAAUUGAAAUUCUUCAAUUGCAUUGGUAUACAGGUUUCAAGGGAUUCAAAACCAUGACGAGGAAAUGUCAGAAACCAGUGCAUCUCAACCUGUUUGACCUCAAGCCCACAAUUUCUUCCUAAUAAAGUAGCUUGUCAAUAUUAAGAAAUAGUUUUGGUUUUUGUUGUUUUAUAGCAUUUUAAUGCGUGUUUUUUCCGUUCAUCUAAAUCGUUUGUUCAUCAUUUUAAGUUAUCUAAGUUAACCGUCGAAAUUAUUAAAACAAUGAUUCAAGAUUC
Messenger RNA from Triplophysa dalaica, 2996 nucleotides. It is a transcript of the gene rsrc2, whose product is annotated as arginine/serine-rich coiled-coil 2. The transcript is spliced from 7 exons. The coding region runs from base 757 to 2055 and encodes 432 amino acids. Lineage: Eukaryota; Metazoa; Chordata; Actinopteri; Cypriniformes; Nemacheilidae. The record is from RefSeq and is a predicted model, not a curated record.